Molecule: messenger RNA, 2192 nt
Organism: Conger conger (European conger)
Lineage: Eukaryota; Metazoa; Chordata; Actinopteri; Anguilliformes; Congridae
Product: serum paraoxonase/arylesterase 2-like
Exons: 9
Coding region: 31-1170 (379 amino acids)
Molecular function (GO): arylesterase activity
Source: RefSeq, a predicted model, not a curated record
GGCUGGCCAGACAGUGAUGUUCACGCCCACAUGCUGCAGAGAGGGAGUUCAGGACAUACCGUCCGUAGUCUUUUUAAGGCUGUGAAGUGUAUGAGCAAUAUGGGUCGGCUAAUAGUGUCUGGUAUUGUUCUGGCAGUUCUCGCGGUUCUUAUUGGAAACAGAUUCUUCGAACUUAAGAGAAUAGCUCUGGUAGACGGAGAACUUCGGCAAAAUCACCUGCCGAACUGUCAACAUAUUAAAGGUCUUGAAUAUGGCUCGGAAGAUCUCCAAAUACUUCCAAAUGGGCUGGCUAUUAUUAGCACAGGCUUGAAGUACCCAGGCAUGCCGUUCUUUUCUGACGGUCCUGGAAAGAUCUUUAUGCUGGACCUGGAGGAUGAGAGGCUGAAACCUGUGGAGCUACGCAUUGGACGCGGCUUUGACAUCACAUCCUUCAAUCCUCAUGGAAUCAGCAUUUACACUGAUGAGAAGGAUCAAUCUGUACACUUGUUCGUUGUCAAUCACCCUGAGGGGAAAAGCCAGGUUGAGAUAUUCAAAUUGGUUCAAGAGGAAAAUGCCAUUAUGCACCUGAAAACAAUCCAACAUGAAUUUCUCCACAGUGUGAACGACAUUGUGGCUGUGGGCCCAGAGAGCUUCUAUGCUACAAAUGAUCACUACUUCACUAACACGAUGCUGAGAGAUCUGGGGUCAUGUUUGCUGCUGCCCUGGUGCACUGUAGUUUAUUACAGCCCUGAGGAGGUCAAGGAGGUGGCAAGCGGUUUCUACUCAGCCAACGGCAUAAACAUCUCCCCUGAUAACAAGUAUUUAUACGUGUCAGAUAUUAUGGAUCACGCCUUUAAAGUCAUGGAGAUACAAGAAAACAAGACCUUACACCAUGUGAAGUCGGUGCCUGUGGGGUCACUGUGUGACAACAUAGAGGUGGAUCCUGAAACAGGUGACUUGUGGACAGGUUGUCACCCAAAUGGUAUGAAACUUGCAUCCUAUAAUCCAGAGGACCCACCUGGAUCUGAGGUAUUUAAGAUCCAGGACAUCCACUCAGAGAAGCCCACUGUGACUGUGGUGUAUGCUGAUGAUGGCAGUGUGAUCCAGGGAUCCUCCGUGGCCUCAGUUUAUAAAGGAAAGCUUAUCAUUGGCACAGUCUAUCACAAAGCUCUGUAUUGCGACCUGAAGUAAAUGCUUGAAUAGUUUUUUCUUUUCUUUUGCUCAAGUAAAAAAAAAAAAAGGAAACUAAUUCAUCAUUAGACUACUGAAUAGAUCAUUUCAGCUAUGGGAAUAAGAAUUGGGCUUGCAUUCAUCCUUAACCAAAAUGAUAAUGUUGCCAUGUUUUGUAGGUUACUUGAUUCUUGCCUUUCUUAUUUCUGUGCGGGUUAUCUGUAUGUUCUAGUUGUUGUCCUGCCAUCUCCACUCAUUCUUCUACUGUAUCAUAGCCAUACCUCUCCCAUCAGUGGGGCACUCCAGAACCUGCUAGGUCUGGUUCUCCUCAAGGUUUCUUCCUACAUGCCAUGCAGGGUUUUUUUUUUCUCUGCCAUCAUCACCACUGAUCAGUAUUACCAGUGAUAACACCGUUUUGGUCAGGGGUUCCAAAACUGUGGGUCGGGACCCCAUGUGUGGUCGCUCGAUUUCAGGAUGGAGUCGCCUGAAAAUCUUGAAAAAUUUUUGUCUCUUUAAAAUAUGUGAAUGAAUAGAGGCCACUGCAUGUUUAACAUUACAACAACCCAACUAUAAUAAAGCAAUGAGGUAGGUUGUGGUAUAUUUCUAGUAUAGUCAUGGCUAAAGGGUGUUGUUAGGGGUGGCCUGUAGCGUAGUGGUAAAGGUAAAUGACUGGGACAGGCAAGGUUGGUGGUUUGAAUCUCAUUGUAGCCACAAUACGAUCUGCACAGCCGUUGGGCCCUUGAGCAAGGCCCUUAACCCUGCAUUGCUCCAGGGGAGGAUUGUCUCCUGCUUCGUCUAAUCAACUGUACGUCGCUCUGAAUAAGAGCGUCUACAUGUAAUGUAAUGCAAUUUAAUGUUAGGCAAAAGAUGUGUGUGGGUAGGGUGUUGGGGUCGUGUAAAUUUGUUAACAUUCAUUUGGGGUCACUUCAGAAAAAUGUUGGGAAACCCCUGGUAUAGGCAUUUAGGCCAGGGUAUACUGUGAAGCAUAUUGUGAGAUUAUUUGUAAAAUCUGCUAUAGAAAUAAAAUUUGAUUGAUUGAAAAA